Aspergillus vadensis CBS 113365 is the source of this 1110-nucleotide messenger RNA. Its product is annotated as OSTA/TMEM184 family protein. Gene Ontology annotation, biological process: transport. NCBI's taxonomy places the organism in Eukaryota, Fungi, Ascomycota, Eurotiomycetes, Eurotiales, Aspergillaceae. Gene Ontology annotation, molecular function: transporter activity. The record is from RefSeq and is a predicted model, not a curated record. The coding region runs from base 1 to 1110 and encodes 369 amino acids. The transcript is spliced from 6 exons.
AUGGCUAUCUUAAGUCGAAGUGCAGGCAGCCAUGGCUGUCCUAUACCGGACCAUCUUGAACAACUCGACGUUGGUCCCUUCGUGGGGAACCUCACCUUCUAUCAAUUCAACAUGAUUGUAUCUGGAGUUUGCACUGCGGUCGUGUUAUUUCUCAUUUUGGGCCUUAUGGGUCGACAUGCGAUGCAUAUGAGCAAUCCUAACGAGCAACUCAAAAUAAUGCGAAUCUGCAACCUCAUCCCAUCAUAUCAAGUCCUAUCUUACAUAUCAAUCUGCUUUCCGAACUCCUACAUCUACCUCCAAGGGUUCACCGAGGUUCUACAGGGCGUCGCGUUAUACGCCUUUCUCAUGCUACUCUGCGAUUACAUGGCUCCUGAUGAUAUGAGCAAAAUGAAAUUUUUCUCUUCCCUUGAGACAAAGAGACAGUGGCAGCCGAAGAAGAAAAGGAAUGUCACCCAGUCAAUGCACGUCUACUGCCUUGAAAGCAACGCACCUCAUUUCGCUCACAUUUGGCUCGAGGUGGUUACCUCGCUGUCAACAUCGGUGGCUCUCAACGCUAUAAUCCAAUUCUAUGUGAAUAUGAAGGGGUGUAUGACAGAGCACAAACCAUUGCUGAAACUAAUGGCAUUCAAACUGAUCGUUGGUUUGAUCUUGCUCGAGAAGAUCCUGUUCCUCAUCCUUACAAGCACAAAAGUCCUCACAUACCCCGCCUCAAUGACCUACAUUGACACACUGAUGGGCCUCCCAACAAUGCUCAUCUGCGUGCAGAUGGUGCCGCUCUCCUUCCUAGUCCUUUAUGCUUACCGCACAAAACCCUACGAGAUCUCACCCUCGGUGAGCAGUCUGCGACCCCAAGCAUACCGUGCUCUCGAGUCAGACCAGGACGAGGAGGUCUUACUGAACGGCCUCCCCAGACACUAUCAAGGUGGAGCUUGGGGGUUACGUGCGUGGGCUAUCUACCUAAACCCACUCGUUCUGAUCAAAGAUGUCCAUUCAGCUUAUGUCAUGAUACAGAAUGCGCGGGGUGUGCAGAAGAUCCAAGAGAGGGAGGAACAGGAGCAGGAGGAGAUGACGAGGUAUGAGACGAGGUAUGACCCUGGUGAUGGGAGGUAA